Messenger RNA from Alligator mississippiensis (American alligator), 8738 nucleotides. It is a transcript of the gene VWF, whose product is annotated as von Willebrand factor. The record is from RefSeq and is a predicted model, not a curated record. Gene Ontology annotation, molecular function: protein binding. Bases 108 to 8579 code for a protein of 2823 amino acids. Lineage: Eukaryota; Metazoa; Chordata; Crocodylia; Alligatoridae. The transcript has 52 exons. Gene Ontology annotation, cellular component: extracellular matrix.
CCAUUCCAUUCCCGUUCAGCCUUUUGAAGGAGAUGGGAACAAUAUCCUUGUAGAUGAAAUCAGGGAAGCCAUUUAUUUUGUGCAAUUGAGCUUUUGCACAGAAAAAGAUGAUCCAUUUCUUGGUCCUGUUAAUGUUGGUGGUUCUGCCCAUACUGACAUCAGGAUCAUCAAAUUCUUUCCCAGCAGAGGGAAGAACAGGAGAGCCAUCAGCUUCCCGCUGCAGCCUUUUUGGAGAUGCUCACAUUGAAACAUUUGAUGGGUCUUUCUACGACUUUGCCGGGGACUGCAGUUACAUCCUGGCCACAGACUGUUACAAGCGUUCCUUCACAGUCCUAGGUAAUUACCAGAAUGGAAGAAGGAAUGGCUUCUCUGUGUAUCUUGGAGAAUAUUUUGACAUUCGGUUCUCUAUAGAUGGAACUGUGACCCAGGGAAACAAAAGGAUUUCCAUACCCUUUGCUUCCCAUGGGAUAUAUCUAGAGAAUGAGGCAGGUUACUAUAAGUUAUCCAGUGAGGAGCAUGGCUUUGUGGUAAAGAUUGAUAUCAGUGGCAAUAUUCAGAUACUGCUGGAAGAUAAACAUUAUAAUAAAACCUGUGGUCUUUGUGGCGACUUUAAUAGCUUUGCUGAAGAUGACUUCAGGACUCAGGAAGGGACCUUGGUCAAAAACAGUUAUGAUUUUGCAAACUCCUGGGCUUUGGACAGUGAAGAUGAGCAAUGCAGGAGAGUGCCUGCUCCAAGCAAUACUUGCAACAUCUCCUCUGAUAUGGCAGACAAGGAUGUCAUGCAGAAGUGCCAGCUGCUACAGACGUCCCUGGUGUUCUCCAGAUGCCAUCACCAAAUUGAUCCAGAGCCAUUCAUUAAUCUGUGUGAGAAAGACAUGUGCACAUGUGCUCAGGACAUGAGUUGUCACUGCCCAACAUUCCUGGAGUAUGCAAGGAGCUGCGCUCACCAGGGAGUGAUCCUGGAUGGGUGGCCUGAGGACAGCUUGUGCAGGCCAAGAUGUCCAGUUGGCAUGGAGUAUAAGGAGUGCAUCUCUCCUUGUGCCAAAACCUGUCAGAGUCUGAAUAUCAAUGAAGUGUGUCGAGGACAAUGUGUGGAUGGCUGCAGCUGCCCUGAGGGGAAACUACUUGAUGGUGACCAUUGCGUCGACAGCUCUGAAUGCUCUUGCAUACAUUCUGGCAGGCACCAUCCUCCUGGCUCCUCCAUCUCCAAGGACUGCAACUUCUGUGUUUGCCGACGUGGUAUCUGGAUCUGCAGCAAUGAGGAGUGCCCAGGAGACUGCUCUGUCACCGGCCAGUCCCAUUUCAAAAGUUUUGACAACAAAUAUUUUACCUUCAGUGGGAUCUGUCAAUAUUUAUUUGCCAAAGACUGUGAGGAGAAGUCCUUUUCUGUUAUCAUCGACACUGUCCAGUGUGCAGAUGAUCUGGAUGCGGUAUGCACUCGCUCAGCCUCUGUCCGACUCAAAGACAUGGAGAACAGCAUCAUAAAAAUGAAGCAUGGGGGAGGAAUUUCUCUGAAUGGACGGGACAUCCAAAUUCCUUUGGUGCAAGGUGCUCUCCGUAUCCAGCAUACCAUAAUGUCUUCAGUUCGCCUCACCUAUGGAGAAGACUUGCAGAUUGACUGGGAUGGUCAUGGCAAACUCUUGGUGAAGCUUGCCCCUGUGUAUACUGAAAGAACAUGUGGCCUAUGUGGAAAUUACAAUGGCAACCAAGGGGAUGACUUUCUUAUACCUUCUGGCAUGGUCGAAGCCCUUGUGGAAGACUUCGGAAAUGCUUGGAAGCUCAAUGCAGAUUGCCAAGAUUUGUUAAAGCAAGACAGCGAGCCCUGUAGCUUCAAUCCUCGCUUAGCCAAGUAUGCAGAGGCGUCCUGCUCCAUUCUGAUGUCCCCCCUGUUUGAGCCUUGUCACCAUGAAGUCAAUCCUUCUCCCUAUCUGAAGAACUGCCACUAUGAUGUUUGCUCCUGUUCUGAUGGCAAAGAUUGCUUGUGUUCUGCUAUUUCUAGCUAUGCCACGGCAUGUGCUAGGAAAGAUGUCCUCAUCAAGUGGAGGGAACCAGACUUCUGCUCAAUGAGUUGUCCUGAAGGCCAAGUUUACCAACAAUGUGGAACUCCAUGCAAUCAGACCUGCCGAUCCCUGUCCUACCCAGAUGCAGAUUGUAAUGAUUUCUGCAUGGAAGGCUGCUAUUGCCCACCUGGGCAAUAUGUUGACGAGCGUGAAGACUGUGUGCCAAAAUCCCAGUGCUCUUGUUACUAUGAUGGUGAGAUUUUCCAACCGGAUGAUAUCUUUUCUGACCAUUACUCUAUGUGCUAUUGUGAAAAUGGCUUCAUGCACUGCAGUACCAACAGGCUUCCUGGUGCCUUCCUGCCAGAUAUUUACUUCGCCAAUCAGCCAUCUUCCAGAAUAAAAAGGAGCUUGACCUGCAGGCAUCCCAUGGACAAGUUGAUCUGUCCCCCAAACAACCCAGGGGCUGAAGGCAUUGAGUGUGCUAAGACCUGCCAGAACUAUGACUUAGAGUGUGUCAGCCAUGGCUGUAUAUCUGGAUGCCUCUGUCCCAAAGGGAUGGUACGACAUGAAACCAAAUGCAUUGCUCUUGAGAGGUGCCCAUGUUUCCACAAUGGAAGAGAAUAUUCUACAGGACAGAGAAUGACCAAGGACUGUAACACUUGUGUGUGUCGUGGCCGAAAGUGGGACUGCACAACUAAUGUAUGUGAUGCCACCUGCUCUGUUAUUGGUACUGCUCAUUACUUGACAUUUGAUGGAUUAAAAUACAAGUUCCCAGGUGCCUGUCAAUAUGUGCUGGUUCAGGAUUAUUGUGAGGAUAUGCUUGGGACCUUUCGGAUACUCAUUUCAAACGAGGGAUGUGGCUUUACCCGAGACAAGUGCACUAAAAGAGUUACCAUUUUCUUUGAAAAUGGGGAGAUAGAGCUGUUCAAUGGAAAUGUAAAUGUUAAGACACCUCCUACAGAUGAAACUGGUUUUGAAGUCCUGAAGUCUGGACGUUAUUACAUCCUCUUAUUGGGCAAAGAUAUCUCUGUCUCCUGGGAUCUGGCCAUGGGAAUCUCAGUCAUCCUGACAGAAGAUUUCCAAGAUCGAGUGUGUGGUCUAUGUGGAAAUUUUGAUGGAAUCCAAAACAAUGACUUGACCAGCAGCAAUAAUCAUCUUGAAGUAGAUCCAGUUGACUUUGGGAAUUCCUGGAAAGUUAAUCCACACUGUGCCAAUGUCAAAAAGUUUAACCAGGGGCAGACACUGAUUUCUCCACUGUGCAAUAACAACCUAGAAAAGCAGGUGAUGGUGGAAAAUUCAUGCAGCAUAUUGACUAGUGAUGUCUUCAAUGAAUGCAGAAAAUUGGUGAAUCCUGAGUCAUAUGUUGAUAUCUGCAUUUAUGAUACAUGCACUUGCGAGUCUAUCGGGGACUGUGCUUGCUUCUGUGAUGCAAUAGCGGCCUAUGCUCAUAUCUGUGCACAAAAAGGAGCAGUUGUACAAUGGAGAUCACCAACUCUGUGUCCACAAAGCUGUGAGCACAUGAAUAAGCAAGAGUUAGAGUAUCAGUGUGAAUGGCGAUAUAACAGCUGUGGACCUGCCUGCUCUGCAACGUGCCAGCACUUGGAGCCUGUGGAGUGCCCUCUGAGAUGUGUAGAAGGAUGCCAUGUACACUGCCCUCCUGGGAAAAUACUUGAUGAACUAUCCCAGAGGUGUAUUGAUCCCCAAGACUGUCCUGUGUGCAUAUUAGAAGGGUCCAGGAUCUCCCACGGGAAGAAGAUAUUUUUGAACAAAGAUGAUCUGGAACGCUGUCAGUCUUGCCUUUGUGAAGGAAAGAACCUAACAUGUCAUGCCUGCGAGCCAGGAGAGGUGGAAGAAAGGCCAACACCAACGCCAACGCCUCUACCUCCAGAUGAGAUGGAAAUAGGGCCAGUUGAAUACUCCUGCAGCAAAAUGAUGGACCUAGCCCUCCUACUAGAUGGCUCCAACAAACUCUCAGAACAGGACUUUGAAGUGCUGAAGGAUUUCACAAGUGGCAUGAUGAAAAAACUCCACAUUUCACAGAAGAAAAUCCGAGUGUCUGUUCUGGUGUACACCACUGCCUCCAACAUAUAUCUUGGGCUCAAAGAAAUUAAACCACCAUAUCUAAUGAGGAGAAUGGUCAAAAAUAUAAAAUACGCAGGUGGAAAUGUUGCUUCUAUUCCUGAAGUGCUUAAAUAUGUUAUUUACCAUGUAUUUAAAAAGGCACCAAGGACAAAUGCUGCUAGAAUCGCUAUGUUGUUUACAGCAAGCAAAUCUCCAGGAAACGUUGGCUCUAUGUUCAAGCAUUUGAGGAAGGAAAAAAUUACGGUAAUACCAAUAGGACUUGGACCACACAUUAGUAGGGAGCAAAUCAACCUAAUUGAAAGUCAGUCACCAGAGAACAAGGCUUUCAUAAUGAACAAUGUACUGGAGUUAAAGGAUAACAAGGAGAUCAUAAUUGAUUACCUAUGUGGUCUUGUGCGUGAAGAAACUGUUUCAUUACCACCUACAGUCGCAAAGAUCAUUAUAACUCCGCCUCCUGAAACUAAAGUGACAGUACCCAGUGUGGAGUCAGGGGUUACAAGAGCAGGUAUGUCCUUUACUACAAAUCCUGUUUUCACUAUACUUGAUGUAGCUUUUAUUGUGGAAGGAUCUGAAAAAGUCGGAGAGAGGAACUUCAACAUAAGCAAGCAGUUCAUUGAACAACUAGUGCAAAGAAUGGACAUAGGACAAAACAAGAUUCAUAUUACCAUUAUUCAGUACUCACAUUCUGUCACUGUGGAGUACUCCUUCAGUGAAAUACAAUCAAAACAACACAUUAUUGAGAAAGUGCGGCAGAUACCAUACCAAGGAGGUGGAGCCACCAACACUGGAAAUGCUCUCAACUAUGUCUCUCGUCACACAUUUAUCUCAGACAAUGGGGCUAGAGAUCAAGCACCUCGUUUGGUAUACAUGGUGACUUCAAACCCUUCCACUGAUGUCAUCACCCGUGUUCCCAAAAGCAUAAAGGUUACCCCCAUCGGUAUUGUCCCCAAUGCAAACAUUGAGGAGCUUAAGAAGAUCAGUCAGCCAGACAAUCCAAUAAUCAUAACAAGUUACAACAAUCUUAUUCCAAAAGUUCCCGACUUAGUGUUGAAAACAUGCUGUUCUGGUAAAUAUAUGCCAAAGCCACCAACUUCAGGUCUGUGCCAUAAACCAAUGGAUGUCAUGUUUCUUCUGGAUGGAAGUGCCUCUGUUGGAGUAUCAGAAUUUGAGGAAAUGAAAAGCUUUAUUAAGGCAUUUAUUAGAAAGUCUGAUAUCAGUGAUACCACAACCCAUAUUGCAGUUCUCCAGUGUGCCGGUGAAAAUACACAAGAAAUUUCAUGGAACAUGCCACAAGAGGAUAAAAAACUUCUAGAUAUGGUGGACUCAAUUCAGCAAAGAGAGAAAGGUCCAACUAGGUUGGGGAGAGCCAUAGACUACGCUGUUCAACAUGCUAUGACUGAAGCCAAUGGAGGGAGGCCCACUGCUGUAAAGAUAGCAGUAGUCCUUGUAUCGGAGAGAUCAGAAGAUCCAGUGGAUGCUGCAGCACGUUCUGCAAACGGCAACAGGGUAACUGUGUUUCCAAUUGGCAUUGGGGAUAGGUAUGAUGAAGGACAGCUGAGGACUUUGACUGGGGAAUCUGCUACUGACAGGAUCAUUAAGCUUCGCCAAUUUGAAAACCUGCCCAGCAUGGUCACCUUGAAUGAUGCAUUUGUCAAUAAAUUGUGUACAGAGCCUGUCCAAGAAUGCAUUGAUGAUGAUGGGAAUAAAAGGAGACCUGGUGACACAUGGAUAUUAUCAGAUCGAUGUCACACCGUGACAUGCUUUCCAGGUGGUCAUACUAUUCUGGAGAAUUAUCGAAUUAACUGUGAGAAGCUGCCCAAACCUACAUGUCGCAAUGAUCUUCCUGCUGUUAAACUUGAGGAAACCUGUGGCUGUCAUUGGGUGUGUCCUUGUAGGUGCCUGGGAAGCUCAACUCGCCACAUUGUCACCUUUGAUGGGCUGAAUUUUAAACUGACUGGCAAUUGCUCCUACACCAUGUUUCAAGACAAAGAGCAUGAUAUUGAAGUGAUUCUUCACAAUGGUGCAUGCAGUUCAACACCAAAAAUUAACUGUAUGAACUCUGUAGAAGUAAAGCACAGUGGUGUAUCCCUGAAGCUCUCUAGUGACAUGACUGUUGCUGUUAAUGGAGACAGGGUCAGUCUCCCCUACACCAAUGGCCAGCUUGAAGUUGCAGUCUAUGGAGCAAUAAUACAUGAGAUCAGGUUCUCUCAUCUUGGACAUAAUCUUACAUUUACUCCAAGAAACAAUGAAUUUACCCUCGAACUUAGCCCAAGAAGCUUUUCUUCAAAAAUUCGUGGCCUUUGUGGGGUGUGCGAUGAGAAUGAUGGCAAUGACUUUAUGCUAAAUAAUGGCUCUGUCACAUCUGACAGCAGUACGUUUAUUCAGGAAUGGACUGUAAAAGAACCAGGAAAGGUGUGUGAGGUCGAGAGAGAGCGCAAAUGUGCUGAACAUAGUGCUACCAAGUGCAGUGUUCUGUUAUCUGCUCAGUUUGAAGAAUGCCACAGGAUAAUCUCUCCAAACAUGUUCUAUGCUGCAUGUCAAGAAAACAGCUGCUACAGUGGUGAAAUCUGUGAGAUUAUAUCAUCCUAUGCUCAAGCUUGCAGGACAAAUGGGAUCUGCAUUGACUGGAGAAUGUCAGAGUUCUGUGUGAUGAACUGUCCCACGCAUAUGAUAUAUAAUCACUGCCAGAGAAGCUGCAUAAAGCACUGUGAGAAUGGUACCAAUGUCAGAGUCUGCAAGGAUUAUCCUACAGAAGGCUGCUUCUGUCCAGAUGGACAGGUGACCUUCAACAGCAAUUGUGUGGAUGAGGAAGUCUGCACACAGUGCAUCAGUGAAGAUGGAGCAUACCAUCAGCACAUGGAAACAUGGAUUUCUUCCAAUGAGCCUUGCAAGAUCUGCAUAUGCCUUGAUAACAGGAAGAUAAACUGCACUGUACGACCUUGCCCUACUGCCCAAUCUAUUGAAUGUGGCCCCUGUGAAGUUACUAGACUGCGCCGGGAUUCUGAUCAGUGCUGCCCAGAAUAUGAAUGUGUUUGUGACUUAGCGAGCUGUGAUCUGCCUCCUAUCCCCGAUUGUAAGGAUGAACUUCAGCCUGCCCUGACAAACCCUGGCGAAUGCAGACCAAAUUACACUUGUGUCUGCAAGAAAGAGAUGUGCAGGCUGAAGCACAUUCCACUGUGCCCACCCCACCGGGAGCUGGCUGUUAGGAAGACUCAGUGCUGUGAUGAAUAUGAAUGCACGUGCAGCUGCACCAACUUGACAGUGAACUGCCCGUCAGGAUAUUUAUCUGUGUCUGUCACCAAUGACUGUGGCUGUGUAACUACCAACUGCAUUCCAGACAGGGUUUGUGUGCAUCAUGGUAUUGUCUACCCCAUUGGUAAACUGUGGGAUGAAGGUUGCACAGAAUGCCUCUGCACGAAUAUGGAAGACGCUGUCACAGGGCUUCGAAUUGUGGAAUGUCAUGCGAAACCCUGUAACAAGAUAUGUCAUCAGGGUUACACAUAUGUCCAGCAGGAAGGGGAGUGUUGUGGAAAAUGUCAGAAGACUGCAUGUGAAGAACCACGCUUCUGGUCUCGGGGGGAUGUUGACGCUCGCUGGUAUGAGGUCGGCACAAAGUGGCGAUCCCCUUUCAAGCCUUGCAUCGUCAAUGAAUGCGUCCGAAUGAACAAUGAGGUUUUUAUCCAGAAAAUGAAUGUGUCAUGCUCUCAGAUGGACAUGCCUGACUGCCAGGUGGGAACUGAGCUACGCUGUGACCGGAUAAUAGACUGCUGUCCCUCAUGCUACUGUGAACCUGUGAAGGGUUGUGUUUUGAAUGGCACUAUUAUUGGGGUAGGGAAGCGCUUGAUGGUGGAUUUAUGCACGACGUGUGAAUGCACCACGCAAAGAGGACAGUUUCGCCAGUACAGACUUGAAUGUAGAAAAUUUUCCUGUGCACCCUGUCCAAAGAGUUAUCGGAUGGAAGAAAUCAGUGGCUCCUGCUGUGGGAGGUGUGCACAAAUUUCAUGUGCCAUCCGGCUGAGAAAUGGAAGAAUCAUGUAUUUGCAGCCAAAUGAGACAGUGCAAGAUGGCUGUGACAGUCAUGUCUGCAAAGUGAAUGAAAAACAAGAAUUUAUCUGGGAAAGGAGAAUCACUGGUUGCCCUCCAUUUGAUUCCAGGAGAUGCUUGGCUGAAGGAGGCAAAAUUGCAAAAAUUGACAAUACCUGCUGUGAAACAUGUAUAGAAGCAGAAUGCAGACCAUUUGUUUCUAGGCUAAAAUAUAUAAAUAUCAAUGAUUGCCUGCUUGAAAAUGAAGUACUGAUUUCCCAUUGUGAGGGCAAAUGUCAAAGCAGUACCAAAUAUACCACUCAGCUGGAUCGGUGGGAAGAUCAGUGUAGCUGUUGUACAGCUACUCACACAGAGGUGGUGGAAGUCCCUCUUCUCUGUGUCAAUGGCACGGUGGUGCAGCAUGCAGUAUCAUCUGCAUUGGCGUGUGACUGUCUGGCCCGUAAAUGCACAUAGUGGAUCUGUCCAGAAGCAUACUCAUUUAAUCUUAAUUUUCAUGACAAAUGGGAAUUUACCCAGCAAUUCUCAUUUAAGUGGCUUUUUUUAUAUUUAUACAACCACUGCACUCACUGUAUCAACAUACCAAGCAAUAAAAGUAAAGCUUAUUUACUAGCA